This is a messenger RNA of Musa acuminata subsp. malaccensis (wild Malaysian banana), 612 nucleotides long. Lineage: Eukaryota; Viridiplantae; Streptophyta; Magnoliopsida; Zingiberales; Musaceae. The record is from RefSeq and is a predicted model, not a curated record.
GUGACUUGCAAUCCAGCUGAUGCCCACAUGGGAGGUUGGUUUGGCUCCUCCAGAAAACUUUCUCACCUUUUUCUAGUUAAUGUUGUGCUCUGGUUACCCAAAAAAGUUGUUCCAUUGGGUACCAACUCUUCUGGUCAAUCAAUAACAGAGAAAGCAUCCACAGGAACUCCUCUUCUCCAAUCCGUCGUCGAAGAGUAUGUGGCUGCCAGGUGUAAUGCUGACCAUGAGAAGGGACCGGAAAGCUGGGAGAGGUGGUGCCAAGGACACAGACUGACAUCGUCACAUGGUGCUGAAUCAGUGGAGAGGCUUUGGUGGGGUUGGGAGAUCCAGCUCAAUCAUGGCACCUUGGAGGAGCAGUAUCUCUGCCUGUGAGGUAUAUCUCCACUACCUUGUUGAUUCAUUAUGGCAUGAAACUCCCACUAGCAAAAGGAUUCCAUGGAUGGAGCCACCUCUCCAUGCAGAAGCUUUUCGGAGAAAUCUGAAACUUUCCAAUCUUUUUUCUCUCGUUAAAGGGGGAAGAGAGGUAAGAAAAGGUAUGAAAGGAGGUCAGUGAUACAGAUAACAAAAAGUGAUGCGAGAGCAGAAGCAGAACGAGAGAGAGAGAGAGAGAGA